CGGCGACCGAGUAUUUGGUCGAGCGGCGGGGAUUGAUUUCGAUCUGAAAGAAUGUUUCGGAGGAACAGGUUCUUGUCUCUUCCGAUGGUUGUCGGAGCUGUUGUGAUCGGUGUGGUUUCAGGUAAAGCGAUUUUUGGGCCACCACUUGAUCAGUAUUGGCAGAAGAAGCUUGAAGGAGAAGCUGCUGCAAAGGAAGCUAUUGAAAAGACCUCAGAUUAAGCCUUUUAAGUGGAGAAUCAUCCCUGGAGAUUUUGGGUUUAUGACACCAGAGAGUUAUGUAAAUCACAGACCAUAAACCUAAAGAGCUUCGAAGCAUUCUUUAGUGUAGGAUGCGAUACUAAAAGCCCAGAAAGUGUAAUAAUGUUUGUAAGUGCCUUGCGUAUUACGUUUUUGCAAAAUUUGAAGGAGAAUGAUAAACCCCUAAAAGCGUUAAAUUUCCUUUUCACUUCUUCUUACUUGGAGUUAGUCAAAAACCCUUUUGACCCAUUGA
Molecule: messenger RNA, 490 nt
Organism: Eruca vesicaria subsp. sativa (arugula)
Lineage: Eukaryota; Viridiplantae; Streptophyta; Magnoliopsida; Brassicales; Brassicaceae
Source: the annotation of a GenBank genome assembly